CCCAUGCCCAAACAACCUCAUCUCCUCCUGCUUGAUGCUCCUAAUACCGACGCGCCACUCACUCGGAAAGUCCAAACACAACACAACAUAACAAGCUUUAACUUCGCUGCUAAAGCAUAACCUCCCCUCAUCUUAUUCAUGCAAAACCAUAAAGCCUCCGUCUGUUGACAAAUUUAAUUCAGUGGAUAUAACAGACCAGAAUCAAGCUCAAGGUCCAACCACCCGCGCCGCCAUUAGAUCGACACGACGACCGUUAUCCCGUGCUUCAACAGCUUCACUCAACAGCUUAGAGCAGCCUGCCUUUGCCGACGCUUCAGACAUGUACAGCGGGCAAUGGAUACCGGCCCAGCAUGGACAGGUUCAUCCAAAUGGUCAAGUGCACCCAAAUGCACACGUCCACGGUCAUGCCCAGGUUAAGGACAUGAACACGCCUCAAAUGUCAGCAGAGGAUAUUAUGAUGGCUCAGCAGCUCCAAGCGAGCCAGGAGUACUCGAUGGAUGCUUCGAUGAGUGCACCAAUGGGUCACCAGAUGCAAUACCAACAACCAAAACACCCCAUGCAACGGCACCCGUUACCCGCUGAACAGUAUAACAGCCAUGCCAGUUUCACCGAGGGAGAUAGCCAAAUGAUGGAGAGGGACGAUAAUGAUGAGAAUUCCUUUGCUGGAAUGAUUGGAGCCCCAAAGCCCGCGUCCAAUAGAUCGAGUGCAAACAACGAGAUUGAAAUGAGAGCUCUAUUCAAAGCCAACGAGCAUCGCAGCCUUCCUGACGUGGCCAGCGAGCUUCAUGGAAAUGAGCGAGGUCCAAACUCAGAGCGAACCCGACAGGUGUUUGCAAUGCUCUGGAUCCAUGGGGUUUGUGAAAGGGGUAAGGGUUCCGUUCCUCGAGGACGAGUAUACGCCAACUACGCGUCGAGAUGCGCUACCGAAAGAAUCACCGUACUUAAUCCCGCUAGCUUCGGGAAGCUUGUUAGGGUGUUGUUUCCCGGUCUAAAGACACGGCGACUCGGUGUUCGCGGAGAGUCCAAAUAUCAUUAUGUGAACUUCACACUCAAGGAGGACCAGGCCGAGGUUAGGGAGCCUUCAGUGCAGCCAACCCGCGCUCUCCCAGAACCCCCGGCCUUCACUCAAAGCUUCAACACUCUUCCUUCACAAACGACUAUCAGUUUGAGCCAAGGGGCCCUUCCGUCCCCUCAAAUUGGCAGCACUGAGGCCAACCCGGCCCCAGUAUUGCAAAAGUCCGGCUUCCAGUCACGUAGCAUAUACAACCAGCCACAGAUUGCCAACAUUGCCCACCUCAGCUCCAGCACAACAAAGACCCAGCUCGAACUCAGCUUUCGUCCCGAGUCUGAGGGGCCUGUUGACCCUGAGGAACCUCUUAUUCUUCCUAACCUCGAGCCUUACCUCCCUCAAGGCACCGACCCCGACGCUGCCAAGUCUCUAUUCGCAUUGUAUCGCGCUCACUGCACAUCACUAGUCGAUUGUAUCCGUUUCUGUAAAGAGAAGACUUUCUUCCAUCUUUAUGGUGCUUUCCAAGGGACUCUCACCAUGCCUGUGUUAAAACUAUUUGGGAACCCGGCCUUGGCUCCUUGGAUUGAGGAGUGUGAUUUCAUCCUCUACCAGCGUAUGAUGAGCAUCGUAUCUGGUUUGAAACUCCAGGUUGUUCCUAAGUAUGUGUUGGAUAUUUUUAGGUCCAUUUCGGACAGACUGGUGAUGCACAUUCGCGAGUCGUUCCAAGGCCAGCCACAGCAUGUAAUCCGUGCUAAGGAGGGACCCGCGGCACUUUUUGUUGGACUUAUCGACCGCGCGUUGAGAGUCAACUUGACAGCUCACGCUGCUGCUAACUUUCUGUCGUCCCGUGAGCAGCGCAAUCAGAUGUAUAUCGACUGGAUCACAACAAUUCGGCCUCGAAAAAUUGCCGAAUGUGUUCCUACUCGGGGUAUGGACGAUGUUGUGAAUCUUCUGCUUAACGAGAUUCGAGAUCUCGUUGAUCCUGCAGACGUGCCUUGGGAGGUGGAAUGCCUUACUAUAUAUGGAGAUGUUUUGUCGCGCAAAGGUCGGCCAUCUGAUAGUGAUGUCGACGGUGGCGCAGAAGCUUCCGGCGAAAAGGGCGAGUCAUAUCAGCUUGAUCGUUGGGUAACAUUCCUCAACAGUCUACCGACCAGGUUUCCUUACGCCUCAGCGAGCGACAUCAUGCUAUGCGUCGAGAGAAUUGGUACUGCUGUGAUGCGAGACCUCACCAUGAACCAGGGUAAGAGCUUCAGUUCAUGGUGGGUGACCAAAACAUGGAUAGAUGAACUGGUCUGCUUUAUGGUGGAGGAGGGAGGGUUCAUGAAGCAAAAAAGGAGCCAGACAACGUGGUCGACAACGCCCACGCCACCCCAAGCAACAAAAGAUACGAGCCGGCAACCCUCCCGAUACAGCAGCGGCAGUGACGAAUUCAACCUGAACAACUCAUCACAAAACCAAGGGGAACGUGCCCCUUUUCCCCCGGCCAACAAACCUAACCAGAAUUCGAUGGGUAUGAGUGGAGGCGAUGUCCACGACGAUAGCGGAAUCGGUAUCAGGACGCCCGAGGAAGACUUCCCCAUGGACAAGUUUGGCUUCACCGGCACAGACAACCAGGAGCAUGCCCUGUUGGAAGGGGCAGAAUUCACUGUUGAUGAGCUUUGAAGGGUUUCAAGUAAGGCCGAAAGGCCCAUGUGUGUGUCUACCUACCUGACACGGGGAUUGGCGUUCCGGGAUUGGGAUAUCGAUUAUACCCUUGGGUGAUUUAUAUUAAUACAGUUGUCAGUGUUUCCCAGAGGAGGGUCUCCUAAUUGCCAGACAUGAUGGGACGAUGGAACGACGACAUGAUGAUGGCCUGGAGGCAGAAACGGGAAGUGAAGGGCGCUGAGUUUAGCCAACUGAGCGAAGCAGGCCUAGAAGAUAGAGGAUUGGGGUUGUUUCUGUGUACACAUUAGCUGAAAGGUUUGGUUCUGGAGUUUUUUAGUAUAAAUGGUGUCGGGUUUGGCAAAGGCGCACCAUGAGAACCAUUGGGAGGGGUUGAUUUUACCACAUCGUCAAAUAUACUGUUCGUAGGCUUUUGGCUCAUUCCGUAUUAUCCCCUU
Messenger RNA from Fusarium oxysporum Fo47, 3108 nucleotides. RefSeq names its product RFX DNA-binding domain-containing protein. Bases 320 to 2671 code for a protein of 783 amino acids. The record is from RefSeq and is a predicted model, not a curated record. Gene Ontology annotation, molecular function: DNA-binding transcription factor activity, RNA polymerase II-specific; RNA polymerase II cis-regulatory region sequence-specific DNA binding. The transcript has 3 exons. Gene Ontology annotation, biological process: regulation of transcription by RNA polymerase II. Lineage: Eukaryota; Fungi; Ascomycota; Sordariomycetes; Hypocreales; Nectriaceae.